This is a messenger RNA of Oryctolagus cuniculus (rabbit), 5859 nucleotides long. The record is from RefSeq and is a predicted model, not a curated record. NCBI's taxonomy places the organism in Eukaryota, Metazoa, Chordata, Mammalia, Lagomorpha, Leporidae.
UCAUUUUGAGGCUGGGAUGACCUGAGGAAAUGGCAGCUGUGACUUUCAGAGUUCCUUUGAGGGAUACAAGGACAUCAGUCGGGCUCAGUGUCCAGACCCUGGGAGGCACUCAUUAGAAAUGGUUCCCUCUGCCCUAGGACUCCUAGUGAGAGAUGUCAAGCAUAUGACUGUAAGUAGCAACAGCAUGAAUUAGAACAUUUACUGGGCUACACUGAGUUCUCAGCCCGAGGUUGGGGGACCUUGGGAGGACUGAGUAGGGGGAGGUGUUCGUGCAAGGAGACAGGAAGUCAGGAAACAGCACCGGAAGAAAGUCCUGAGUUGGAAAGCCUGAGUCCUUGUGUGCCUACUUCUAGGUGGGCUCUAUUGUGAAUACCCACCCCACUCUGCCUUCUCCUUCAUUCUGGGGUACCCAAGGCCCACCUCCCACCCCUGCAGCCUUCUGUCUACCGUCACUGGAGUGGAGCUCAACUGUGCUACCUUCUCCUUCCUGCCAUAACUUUUAAAGACUCUUAAAUUGCUGCCAUGACCACUUCCUCACGCCAGCUCCUGCCUUGGGCCUCUGCCCGAGUUGUCUGUGACCUGCAUGUGCCUGUCUGACCUGUACUUAUGGUGCUGUGCGUACAAAGUACUGUGAUCUCCUUGUCUCCAACCUUUCUGAUGUUGCAUGGAAAACUGCUGGAUUGGGGCAGUGGGAGGGGGAAGGAAAACAUCUCCUGACAUCAUGACUUCUGGUUGGUGAUAGGGCCUCACUUUGGAGUCUUGCCAUUGUAGAAACAAAAUGCUGGUACUUGCUUUGGGUCUUGGCUGGGGGUGGGAAUAGGGAUGUAAGGAAAAUUAUGUCCCAUUCCACAGUUAUAGAAACUUGGCUGCAUCCCUGGAUUGUUCUCUCCUGGUUGGGGCUCCCAUCUCGUCUCAGACCCCUAAAUAGAGAAGAGCAUGAAACUGCAACCUUACUCUGUGGAGAGGUUCUGGUUGCACCUGACCUGAUUGUGAGCUGGGGCUUUGGCAGCUGCCUAGGGAAACACGGCAAAGCCCAGCCUAGGCUGCUCAUGGUGGGCUACAGAACCUUCUCUGCUCAUGGUGGACAGUGUCAGUCAAGUAGUCAGGCGCCCCUCUUGCUGUCACUCUGUAUGGAGCAGGGAGCUGGCUCCAGAGUACACACUGAACUUAGGGAGAGUGGAGGAGAACUCAGAUGUCUCUGCAGAGUGUCCAGAGGCAGGCUUUACCCUGUCUACAACAAGGCACCAUUGGAAGAGGAGCCCAGCGCCAUCACUAGAGCUGCUGGGGCCCCGAUGGACUGUUCCCCAGGGUUUCUCUCUCACUCUGCUCAGAGCUGAAGCCCUGGAGGGGUGCUCCCAGUGUGUGCCUGAUGAUGAUGAGACUCUAAGUCUGGUAUCAGUGUGUGUUAAGAGAAGUGGUGUUGAAGGGGUUGUGGGAGGAAGAAAAUGUAGUAUAAGAGAAACUGAGGGAGCAGGGAGACUCUGUGUCCCUGUCCAGUGAAGCCCUGGCCUCAUAGGUGCCAUUUCUGGGGUGGCCCCUGCCCAUUUUUUGGGAGCAAACUCAGGUAACGGCAGUGGGUGGGGAGAGGCAGAUCCAGAACCCGUUCAUUGGCGGAGGAAGCGGGGUGGGCUCUGCGCAGGACUUUGUCCAGUCAUGAGGAGGAGGAGGAGGAGCCAGCAGAGCCCUGGGCGGUUGCUAGGUGACUGAGGAGCAGUGGCUCCACCCCCGAGGAGCAGAGGAGGGUGGGUGCAUGACGUCAGGUGGAGCUGGUGCUGCGGCCACUGAGGCUGCCAUCAGCCUAAGCUGGCGAACUGGGCCGGGCACCGCUCCGGUGCCUGCCGGAGCCUGGCCGUCUAGCUGAGCACCCGCAGGGGCCCGAGUCAGAGCGACAGCCGUUUGCAGGCUGGGAAACUGCCGGCCAGGAAGCUGAGGCUGCAUUGUUGGGAUUUGAUGCACUAAUCUCCUGUCUCCGCCGCCUUUCCCUCUGUUCGGUCUCUUUCCCUCCCUCCCUUCGUCUGUCUUUCCUCCCUGUGUUUGUCUAUCCUCCUCUGUCCCUCCUUCUCUUUCUUCUCCUUGCUUUCUUUGGUUUUCUGCAAUGAUGAGACAGGCACCGACAGCCCGAAAGACCACAACUCGGCGGCCCAAGCCCACCCGCCCAGCUAGUACCGGGGUGUCUGGGGCCAGUAGUUCCUUGGGUCCCUCUGGCUCAGCAUCAGCAGGUGAGCUGAGCAGCAGUGAGCCCAGCACCCCAGCUCAGACUCCGCUGGCAGCACCCAUCAUCCCAACACCGGCCCUCACUUCUCCUGGAACAGCACCCCCGCUUCCUUCCCCCUCCAAGGAAGAAGAGGGACUGAGGGCCCAGGUGCGGGACCUGGAGGAGAAAUUGGAGACCCUGCGCCUGAAACGGGCAGAAGACAAGGCAAAGCUAAAAGAGCUGGAGAAACACAAGAUCCAGCUAGAACAAGUGCAGGAAUGGAAGAGCAAAAUGCAGGAGCAGCAGGCGGACCUGCAGCGGCGCCUCAAGGAGGCACGGAAGGAAGCCAAGGAAGCUCUGGAGGCAAAGGAACGCUACAUGGAGGAGAUGGCUGACACUGCUGAUGCCAUCGAAAUGGCCACUCUGGACAAGGAGAUGGCUGAAGAGCGGGCUGAGUCUCUGCAGCAAGAGGUGGAGGCACUGAAGGAGCGUGUCGACGAGCUCACCACUGACUUGGAGAUCCUCAAGGCUGAGAUUGAAGAGAAGGGCUCGGAUGGGGCUGCGUCCAGCUAUCAGCUCAAGCAGCUAGAGGAGCAGAAUGCCCGCCUGAAGGAUGCCCUGGUGAGGAUGCGGGAUCUUUCCUCCUCUGAGAAGCAGGAGCAUGUGAAGCUCCAGAAGCUCAUGGAAAAGAAGAACCAAGAGCUGGAAGUGGUGCGGCAGCAGCGUGAGCGUCUGCAGGAGGAGCUGAGCCAGGCGGAGAGCACCAUCGAUGAGCUCAAGGAGCAGGUGGAUGCUGCUCUGGGCGCCGAGGAGAUGGUGGAGAUGCUGACAGACCGCAACCUGAAUCUGGAGGAGAAAGUGCGGGAGUUGAGGGAGACUGUGGGGGACUUGGAAGUGAUGAAUGAGAUGAACGAUGAGCUGCAGGAGAAUGCACGUGAGACAGAACUGGAGCUGCGGGAGCAGCUGGACAUGGCAGGCGCCCGAGUGCGUGAGGCCCAGAAGCGUGUGGAAGCAGCCCAGGAGACAGUUGCAGACUAUCAGCAGACCAUCAAGAAGUACCGCCAGCUGACUGCCCAUCUUCAGGAUGUGAAUCGGGAGCUGACCAACCAGCAGGAAGCAUCUGUGGAGAGGCAGCAGCAGCCACCUCCAGAGACUUUUGACUUCAAAAUCAAAUUUGCUGAGACCAAGGCCCAUGCCAAGGCAAUUGAGAUGGAACUAAGGCAGAUGGAGGUUGCCCAGGCGAAUCGGCACAUGUCCCUGCUGACAGCUUUCAUGCCAGACAGCUUCCUUCGGCCAGGUGGGGACCAUGACUGCGUCCUGGUACUGCUGCUUAUGCCUCGUCUCAUUUGCAAGGCAGAGCUGAUCCGGAAGCAGGCCCAGGAGAAGUUUGAACUGAGUGAGAACUGUUCAGAGCGGCCUGGGCUGCGUGGAGCUGCUGGGGAGCAGCUGAGCUUUGCUGCCGGGCUGGUGUACUCACUGAGUCUUCUGCAGGCUACACUACACCGCUAUGAGCAUGCCCUCUCUCAGUGCAGCGUGGAUGUGUAUAAGAAGGUGGGCAGCCUCUACCCUGAGAUGAGUGCCCAUGAGCGCUCCUUGGACUUCCUCAUUGAGCUGCUACAUAAGGAUCAGCUGGAUGAAACUGUCAACGUGGAGCCUCUCACCAAGGCCAUCAAGUACUACCAGCAUCUGUACAGCAUCCAUCUUGCUGAGCAGCCUGAGGACUGUACCCUACAGCUGGCUGACCACAUCAAGUUCACCCAGAGCGCCCUUGACUGCAUGAGCGUGGAGGUAGGACGGCUGCGUGCCUUCCUGCAGAGUGGACAGGAGGCUACAGAUAUCGCCCUCCUGCUCCGGGACCUGGAGACAUCGUGCAGUGACAUCCGACAGUUCUGCAAGAAGAUCCGAAGGCGAAUGCCGGGGACUGAUGCUCCUGGGAUCCCAGCUGCGCUGGCCUUUGGACCACAGGUGUCCGACACACUCCUGGACUGCAGGAAACACUUGACGUGGGUGGUAGCUGUGUUGCAGGAGGUGGCAGCUGCUGCUGCCCAGCUCAUUGCCCCGUUGGCGGAAAAUGAGGGGCUGCUGGUGGCUGCCCUGGAGGAACUGGCUUUCAAAGCAAGCGAGCAGAUCUAUGGGAGCCCCUCCAGCAGUCCUUAUGAGUGCCUGCGCCAGUCGUGCAACAUCCUCAUCAGUACCAUGAAUAAGCUGGCCACAGCCAUGCAGGAGGGCGAGUAUGACGCAGAGCGGCCCCCCAGCAAGCCUCCCCCGGUUGAGCUGCGGGCUGCAGCCCUUCGUGCAGAGAUCACAGAUGCCGAAGGCCUGGGUUUGAAGCUCGAGGAUCGAGAGACUGUUAUCAAGGAGUUGAAGAAGUCACUCAAGAUUAAGGGGGAGGAGCUGAGUGAGGCCAAUGUGCGGCUGAGCCUCUUGGAGAAGAAAUUGGACAGUGCUGCCAAGGAUGCAGACGAGCGCAUCGAGAAAGUCCAGACUCGGCUGGAGGAGACCCAGGCGCUGCUGCGGAAGAAGGAGAAAGACUUUGAGGAGACAAUGGAUGCACUCCAGGCUGACAUCGACCAGCUGGAGGCAGAAAAGGCAGAGCUAAAGCAGCGGCUAAACAGCCAGUCCAAGCGCACAAUCGAGGGGCUCCGGGGGCCUCCGCCCUCAGGCAUUGCUACCCUGGUGUCUGGUAUUGCUGGUGGGGGCGCCCCUGGGCAGGUUCCAGGAUCCAUGCCAGGCCCUGGGCUGGUGAAAGACUCACCACUGCUGCUUCAGCAGAUCUCUGCCAUGAGGCUGCACAUCUCUCAGCUCCAGCAUGAGAACAGCAUCCUCAAGGGAGCCCAGAUGAAGGCAUCUUUGGCAGCCCUUCCCCCUCUACAUGUUGCAAAGCUGUCGCUUCCGCCCCAUGAGGGCCCCAGCAGCGAGCUGGCAUCUGGGGCGCUGUAUCGUAAGACCAGCCAGCUGCUAGAGACGUUGAAUCAGCUGAGCACACACACCCACGUAGUGGAUAUCACUCGUGCCAGCCCUGCUGCAAAGAGCCCAUCAGCCCAGCUUAUGGAGCAAGUGGCUCAGCUCAAGUCUCUGAGUGACACCAUUGAGAAACUCAAGGAUGAAGUCCUCAAGGAGACAGUGUCCCAGCGCCCUGGAGCCACUGUGCCCACUGCCUUUGCCACCUUCCCUUCAUCAGCCUUCCUCAGGGCCAAGGAAGAGCAGCAAGAUGACACAGUCUACAUGGGCAAAGUGACCUUCUCCUGUGCGGCUGGCCUUGGACAGCGACACCGGCUGGUGCUGACACAGGAGCAGCUGCACCAACUUCAUGGGCGCCUCAUCUCCUAAGCACUCCUUGCCCCACUGUCCCCUUCAACCCUCAGCACCCUGGUGCUGCUCUGCCCGAUGCACAGCCACUUCAGCCAACCCCCAGGUAGAACCAUGUGGGUUAAGCUACUCCUGCCCCAUUCAACCCCACUCGUGUCCUAUCCCCACCCUUUGACCUGGGUUUUUUCCUGUUCUCGUUCCUUGACCUCUGUGGUAAUUCGCUGUUUGGCUGCUCCCUCCUUCCUGAGGGGCCUCAGGGCGUGUGGGGGGUAGGCUGAGACCCCACCACCAAAGGUUGAGUGAGGUCCCCCUGACUGAGGACUUCACCCCUUGAUUAAAGCAACUUCUGCUUCAGA